Oncorhynchus masou masou (cherry salmon) is the source of this 2181-nucleotide messenger RNA. Its product is annotated as TOG array regulator of axonemal microtubules protein 2-like. Gene Ontology annotation, biological process: microtubule cytoskeleton organization. The record is from RefSeq and is a predicted model, not a curated record. Bases 261 to 1781 code for a protein of 506 amino acids. The transcript has 7 exons. Gene Ontology annotation, molecular function: microtubule binding. Gene Ontology annotation, cellular component: cytoplasmic microtubule; cilium. NCBI's taxonomy places the organism in Eukaryota, Metazoa, Chordata, Actinopteri, Salmoniformes, Salmonidae.
UUUUCAACUUUUGUAAGGCUCAUCAGUUUUUCAAACAUUUUUCAAAAAUAUCACUGUGUUUAUUUUGUGGUUUCAUAGACAUACAGUAGACCUACAUCCAUAAAAUCUUUAGCUUAAAAGCUUUUUAUGACACACUGUAGAAACUAUUUUGCCUACUUCACUUCAUUUCAUACUGUCCCAUUGUGAUCCAGGGCUAUCAGGAGAGAUACCCAAUCCCAGAGGGCCAUCGUGGCUUCAUCAGUGAUGCCAGACUUCUGCAGAUGCAGAGAGCUGAGAGAGAGGCCAUGGAAGUAAAGCAAAGAAAGAUAAGUGCUAUCCAUGAGAAUUAUGUCCGGACUGCUCUCAUCGGGGUUGGCAGCACCUUCGCGCACCACUUUGCCCCCUCUAUUCAGUGUAAUCCGGAGCCAAAGGCUCCACCGAGGCCUUUGCCACGAAGGCUUGAACACAUAGCUCUGGCCCCACUGAAGAACGUGGUGGGAGUGGACGGAGCCCAAGUUCGACCUGGAUCUCACUCUCUGGAGUCCAUCCAGGUAAAUAAAUCAUUCAGCAGCAGUAGCGUGUGGCCUGUUCCCGUCCCUCCCACUGGAGCUCCCUCCAAGAGGGGCAAGAAGAAGAAGGGCAGGCAGGGAGUCAAAGCCCUGAAAGUCCAGUCGGACCAGGGAUGUGCUGACAACAACGGACCCAUUGACCUGAUGGAGGAGGUGAGGGACAUCGAGGCUCAUCUGAAGGAGGAGGGCUGGAAGGUGGUACAUGAGAUGAAGGCCAUGGGCAGGAGAAGUUUGGGCUCGGCCAUGUCCAUGGGGGAAAUUGCCACCAGCUCUCCGGGAACCCUGAGCUCAGUGGAUAUGAACACCCCUGCGGAGCUCCGUGAGUACUUGGAUGUCGGGACCCCGGUCAAGUCGCGUGACAGCCCACCCAGGCCUGCUCCCCCUCCUACCAAGCCCAGGAGCAAACUGCCUCGGCCUAUAAGGUUCCUUAGCCUGCCAAAGGCUGCCACCGACUCAGACAAGAAGGCAGCCAGUGAGCCAAAGGGCCAAAUAAAGAACCAGGCCAGAUUGCAGCCCCUGUCCAACCCAGAGCAGGCCCUGACUAAGACCUUCAAGCUGCUCCACUCUGCCUCUGAUGACUGGGAGAAGAAGAUCGAGGGCUUGACCUCUCUCCGUGUGAUGGCUCAGAACCACAUGGACAUACUGAUGCCUAAACUCCAUGAUAUCUGCCUUGCCAUUAUAAAUGAGGUGAAGAACCUGCGCUCUGCAGUGUCCUGUGCUGCCAUGGCCACACUGGGUGACAUGUACGUUCACCUCCAGAGGGCCAUGGACAGUGAGGUGGAGGGGACGGCACGCGUGCUGCUGCACAAAGCCAGCGAGGCCAACACCUUCAUCCGGCAGGGCGCCAACUUUGCCCUGGGUCAUAUGGUGCAGAGCUGCACCCCUACCCGUGUCAUGAAUUCCCUGCUGGUCGGUGGGCUGAGCCACCGUAACGCUGCGGUGAGGAGCUGCACUGCUCAGCACCUGGAGAGACUGGCUGAGGUUAUGGGGACGGCUCGUCUCCUGUCGGGGAAGAAAGAUCUCACCGACCGUUUCUUGAUUGCCGUCAGUAAACUGGUUGUGGACCCUGCACAGGAAGUCAGGCAUCAUGGUCGCAAUAUCUUGAGAAACUUGGCCACCAAUGGCGACUUUGCUCAAAUGUGGGACAAAUUCGCUCAGAGGAAAGCGCGAGAAUCCUUGAGGGAGGUCAUCUCAAAGGUUAACCUCAAAGAAAGGUACAUUCUCUCUGGAUGAUUAGAAGAAGUGUGACAAAUGAGCUGAUAUGAUUACAGAAAUCCAAUCUCACUGGGCACAGACCUCAGUUCAAUGUCUAGUUUUGAUUUAAAUUUGGGAACUCAACCAAAAUGUGAUAUCAACCAAAAAAUGUUGGUUAAAAGUUGGGUGAACAAAAUCCAAUUGUGUUUUCCAUGUUGAUUCACAGUCAUCACACAGAUGUGUUUGUUGUUGAAAUGAGGUGGAAACAAUGUUUAUUCAACCAAUUUGUCCCAAUGGGAUGAAUUUAAUAUACUGUAAGAUUAUAUCUUUCUGUCUAUUCUCUUUUUCAACAGGAAUAUCUGAAUAAUCCCCAGCUUGACUAUAUAUUUGUAUCUAAAUAUUUGCUCAUUUCCCACCCUGACUAUUAUCCCCCCCCCCC